AUGGCCUCCAACGAAAUUCAUCUCGUGGCCAUCAUAAAGCCGAAGCCGGGCAAAAUCGACGAAGUCGCCGCCCUCUUCGCCGAAACCGCCAAAAAGGUCCAAGCCGCCGAACCCGACACACUGGCCUACUAUGCCAUCCGACCAAAGACUGGAGACGAAUUGCUCAUCGAUGCCAAGGCGAUUCAGACACACGGCAGCACGGAGCACUUCAAGGAAUUCUCUCAGGCCGUAGCCCCACUGGUGCAAGGUCCGUCAACACUGAAGAUUGGGAGCGAGGUUGGUGGGUUUAGGAGGGAUGAGAAGUUGUAA
Molecule: messenger RNA, 309 nt
Organism: Paracoccidioides lutzii Pb01
Exons: 3
Coding region: 1-309 (102 amino acids)
Source: RefSeq, a predicted model, not a curated record